AAGACUAAAGUCCUGUAAAGCAGAUGAACAAUACCACAGCCAGCAUAUUUCCAACUACUUGGCCAAACAACUCAUUUACUAGCAUGAAUGAGACACUAGGGCCAUCUACACUUUCCAGCUUCAUCAUGUCCUAUAUCUCGGACGCUCAAAAUGAUCCACAAAUGAGGCUUGCAAAAAACUCCUCUGAGGACAAUGACCAAAUAUUCUUGACAACAGCUGCUGCUAAAGGCAUCUCGGGACUGUUUGUUUGGACAGCCCUGUUACUGACUGGCCAUCAGAUUUACCUCCAUCUUAGAAAUUACACUAUGCCCAACGAACAGCGCUACAUCAUCCGGAUCCUGUUUAUUGUGCCUAUAUACUCCUUUGACUCAUGGCUGAGCCUGCUACUGAUUGGCAAUGAUCAGUACUAUGUGUAUUUUGACUCUAUAAGAGAUUGCUAUGAAGCUUUCGUUAUAUAUAGUUUCCUCAGCCUCUGCUUUGAAUACCUUGGUGGGGAGAGUGCGAUUAUGUCAGAGAUCCGUGGGAAGCCAAUAAGGUCAAGCUGUUAUUAUGGAACCUGCUGCCUUCAGGGGAUGUCUUACUCGAUAGGAUUUCUGCGGUUCUGCAAACAGGCAACACUGCAGUUCUGCAUUGUGAAGCCCAUUAUGGCCUUAGUUACAAUUAUUCUACAGGCAUUUGGAAAAUACCACGAUGGAGACUUUAAUGUUCAGAGUGGUUACCUGUACAUCACCAUCAUCUACAACAUCUCAGUGAGCCUGGCGCUCUAUGCACUCUUUCUCUUUUAUUUCGCAACCAAAGAACUUCUCCAACCUUUCGAACCAGUGCUUAAGUUUCUUACAAUCAAGGCUGUCAUUUUUCUAUCCUUCUGGCAAGGGAUGCUCCUGGCUAUACUGGAGAGAUGUGGCGCCAUUCCGGAAGUGCAGAACAUCAAUAACAACAUGGUGGGUGCCGGCACCGUGGCAGCAGGUUACCAGAAUUUUAUCAUCUGUAUUGAGAUGCUGUUCGCAGCCAUUGCCUUGCGCUAUGCCUUCACGUGCCAAGUCUAUAGGGAGAAGAAGGAAAACUCCACAGCAAACCUGGCUCCGAUGCAAAGCAUCUCCAGCGGCCUGAAGGAGACCAUGAGUCCUCACGACAUUGUCCAAGAUGCCAUCCACAACUUCUCGCCUACUUACCAGCAGUACACACAGCAAUCUAUGCAAGACUCCGAGAGCAAAGCGGCCGGACAGAAUGGGCAACCUGCCACCAGUUCUAGUAACAGUGGGCACUCAAGCAAAAAGAAGAAACAAAAUGAGAAAAUGAUGCUGAUCAUUUCAGACGAUGAACUCUAGAAGACAAUGAUUAUUUUGUAAUGAAUUCCUAAAACUUUGUUUACGUAGUUUUUUAAAAAAUCAAGUGGGUUUUGAGCAGGACAUUCGGAAUAACCCAGGAAUACAUAUCCACUAACACUGUAAAUAAUGUACUUAGCAGCUAUUGGCGGUAAUUUAUCAUUGCACUCUGAACCAACAAGACAAGUAAUUCGAAUAAAGACAGAGUAACAAUGAUAUUGACAUGUUCUUUAGCCAGAAUUGGACUCUGGCAUUAUAUCAAUAAUUUAUUUCAUUGUGUUUAGUGUUGUAUUGUACUACAUAGAAAUUGUGUUGUUGUUUUUUUACAGUAAUUUCCACUUUUGCCAAAAAAAAAAAAAAUCUGAAAAUGCAUUUUUGUGAUUUGUAUAUUUUUUGUAUAAUUAGAAUGAAACUAUAAAAACCCUCACUGGCAAGAGUUGUGUCCGAUCUGCAUGGAAGGUCAAUGUCACUGCUAGAAGUCAGAGUGAAGAGUUUACAUUAAGAUGCUCCUCACACUUUCUCCAAUAGCAGAUGCAGAAUACUAAUGGGACAAUGCGUCAAAGUCAUUUCAUCUCAACUGGAACAAGCAGCACAGCAUAUUACAGAUCAUUUAAGAAAGAUUGCUGCAGAAGCCUCGCACAAAGAAUCUUUAUCUGGUUGAAUAUUGAAGUCCUUAUGGGCUUCAUAUGAAGCAGCUUUUUAAUGCACCUGUAGAAAUCUUAAUAUACAGCAAAUAUAUUUG
This is a messenger RNA of Xenopus tropicalis (tropical clawed frog), 2067 nucleotides long. It is a transcript of the gene tmem184a, whose product is annotated as transmembrane protein 184A. The record is from RefSeq and is a predicted model, not a curated record. Bases 24 to 1328 code for a protein of 434 amino acids. Gene Ontology annotation, biological process: transmembrane transport. Lineage: Eukaryota; Metazoa; Chordata; Amphibia; Anura; Pipidae. The transcript has 9 exons. Gene Ontology annotation, cellular component: membrane.